Messenger RNA from Quercus lobata, 1449 nucleotides. RefSeq lists its product as uncharacterized. The coding region runs from base 1 to 1449 and encodes 482 amino acids. NCBI's taxonomy places the organism in Eukaryota, Viridiplantae, Streptophyta, Magnoliopsida, Fagales, Fagaceae. The record is from RefSeq and is a predicted model, not a curated record. The transcript is spliced from 4 exons.
AUGUUGCCGGAGUGGACAUUCCAUAAGUUCACAUCCGUCAUCAGGGAGAAACAUUUCAGCACAUUUAGAACAAACUUCCAAAUACCGGACUACAUUUCCAUCCGUCUUCCUUAUGUGUCAGAGAAGUGUUACUAUGAAGGGGUAGACGGUGUUGGAAUAUAUGAGCAGGCGUUGAAGGCAGGACUUCGGUUCCCGCUCUCAACACUUCAUAGGGAACUUUUGCACUACCUAGGGUUGUCCGUCACACAGAUAUCUCCUAACGCCUGGAGAGUCUUCAUAGCCAUGGAGAUUCUCUAUGGUGCAUGGUCGGACGGAGAGAGGAGACUGACGGUCCGUGAAUUUCUUCACUGCUACCGUCCAGACGAGAUUUCUGGGUCAAGGGGGAUGUAUAGUUUUGCUAGUCGGAGCCCCUUGUUGAAGGUAGACGGCGCCCGCAAGUUAGCCUUGAGGAAUUCAGUUUCCUUGAAGAGAUUUGCAGGAAAACUAAGCCGGAGGAAAGGACUUGGGCCAAAAAUGGACGACGCUAAGAGAAGGGCAAUGAUAAAAUCACUAGCCGUCGAGCAAAAGAAGACGGGUGAAGUUGUCAUUCCUAAGGUGCCGGGGUCGUCGGCUAAGAGGAAGCAGCCGCCAAAGUCUGACCGUCCAUACAAGCAACCGAAAGUUUCAUUGGAGCCCGUGGUGGGCUUGAUGGCUGAGGGCGUUAAGACCGUCACCCAAGCCAAACAUGGAACCGGCAAGGGCCUAAUGCGUGCCCCUCCCGUCAACGAGGAGAAACCUCCUUCCCUUCUCCGUGACGAUUCGAAGUAUGCCUUGGAGAAACUCAAGUCAAUAAUUUCGGCAGAGGACUACGAGGAUCUGGGGAAUCAUUCGACGGAAGCAAUGGGGGAGACGGGUUUAUUCGCCGUUGGGCAGUCCUUGGUCAUGAUGAAGGGCUUGAUGGAUCGCUGCCUCAACCGUGAAGCGGCUCUUGAACGUAUACGGACAAAGGCUGGGCGGACGGAGGAGGAGCUUAGUCAACUGUACAAGUGGAAGUCCACAAUGGAGCAGAAGUUUGAACUGUCUGAGCAGACCAGAAAAGAGUUCGAACAGAGGACGGAAGAAGCUGGGAAGGCCUUGAAGGGUAAAGACGAGGAGGUGAAAGAGUUAAAGAAGAAACUCCGUCAAGCCGGAGAGGAUGCCGUCACCGAGUAUCGCAACUCUUUGGAUUUAUUGAAGGAGCUGGGGGGUUCGUUCCUUCAAGGCUUUGACGAUGCCCUCCGUCAGAUAAAGAAGACCUACCCGGAUCUUGACGUGUCCAUGAUAACCGUCAAUGACCAAGAUCAGACAUCCGCUCUGCCCGUCGCUUCAGAAAACACGGAAGACCUGUUUGGUGAAGAUGCUGUUCAGGGCGAAGGAGAGUCUGCUCCGUCGAAGGACGUUCCAGCUGAAGAGCCGAAAAAAGUAGAUUAA